GUGUAAAUGAAAAUAAAAUAAAAAAGUUCCAGGCUCAGUGGUCCUCCAUAAAACAGAAAGCAACAUGCCAAACCUUUUCUGGAGGGAGACUAAUUUAGAAGCAUUUUAAUGUUUCUUUCUGUGAAAAGAUGUUUUGUACCACACAGGAAUUAAGGUAAAAUGUGUUAUGUGUGCUCUGCAUUUUAACAAAGCUGCAGGGACUUUGGCACUCAUUAACUAAAGCCUGACAUUGUGUGAGUCUACAAUGCUUAGUUGAUGUCAUGUGAUGCCCCAGUGCCCCAGCGCACUAUUUCCUCUCACAGGUUAGUGUCCUCUCGGUUUAUCAGCUCAGAGAAAUCACCUCUGGGGCUCAUGACAGACUCCAACAAAAAGGGAGAAGAACAGGCUACAGCACAGAAAAGUUGUGUGGAAGAGGUUUUAGCAUGGGAAACUCUGGCUCCAGCCCAGUGCCUUUGGACCUCAGAGGCUAGUGGAUCAGUGCAGCUGAGAAUAGAUGACCUCUGUCCACAGGAGCCAAUCACUGUGCAUCAGAUGUUUAUGAACUCAGUUCAGAAAUAUGCCAAUUUGUUUGCCUUGGCAACUAAAAGAAAAGGCAAAUGGGAAAAGAUUACAUUCUCUGACUAUUACCAGUGCUGUCGGAUGGCUGCUAAGAACUUUCUGAAGUUAGGGCUGGAACGUUUCCACAGUGUGGCCAUUUUGGGCUUCAAUUCAGCAGAGUGGUUCUUUUCUGCCGUAGGAGCUGUUUUUGCAGGGGGUAUAAUGACAGGGAUCUAUGCCACAAAUUCUCCUGAAGCUUGUCAUUAUGUGGCAAGUAACUCAAGAGCAAAUAUUAUUGUAGUGGAAAAUCAAACUCAGCUGGAUAAAAUUUUGCAGAUAAAAGAUAAACUGCCACAUUUGAAAGCCAUUGUGCAAUAUUGUGGACCCUUGCUGGAGAAACUGUCCAAUCUGUAUUCAUGGGAGGAGUUCAUGAGUCUGGGCCUGGAGAUUACAGACAAAACCCUUGAUGACAUCAUCAAUAGUCAGAAAGCCAAUCAAUGUUGUGUGCUUAUCUACACUUCAGGAACCACAGGCAUGCCGAAGGGAGUGAUGCUCAGCCAUGACAAUAUCACAUGGACGUCUCACCACGCGAGCAGGGCUGGAGAUGUGCAGCCUGCUGAGAUAAAACAAGAAUCCAUAGUGAGCUACCUCCCCCUCAGCCAUAUUGCUGCUCAGAUCUAUGACCUGUGGACAGGGAUUCAGUGGGGCGAGAUGGUCUAUUUUGCACAGCCUGAUGCUUUGAAGGGCAGCUUGAUCGAGACUUUGAAAGAGAUCAACCCUUCAUCCCAUAUGGGAGUCCCUCGUGUUUGGGAAAAAAUAAUGGAGAAAAUAAAGGCAACAGUCUCACACUGUGCAUAUAUAAAAAAGAAACUGCUGACCUGGGCCAUGUCUGUUGGUAUGGAGGCUAAUCAAAGGGAUGAGGAGAAGUCGGUUCUCUUCACCUUAGCAGAUGUGCUGGUCCUGGAAAAACUUCGUGCCGAUCUGGGUUUCUCUUGUUGUGAGAAGUUCUUCUCUGGUGCAGCUCCUCUCGGAAAUGAUACUGUCAAGUUCUUCCUUGGCCUCAACAUUAGGUUAUAUGAGGCGUAUGGCAUGAGUGAAAGUAGUGGACCUCAUUUUAUGUCUGGUCCAAAUGUUUACAAGCAGUCAAGUUGUGGCAAGGUGGUUCCUGGCUGCAGCUAUAAAUUAGUGAACAUAGAUUCUGAUGGUAUUGGGGAGGUGUGCUUUUGGGGUCGGAAUGUCUUUAUGGGGUAUCUCAACAUGGAGGACAAAACCAAGGAAACCUUGGAUGAGGAUGGCUGGCUGCAUUCUGGAGACUUGGGCAAAACAGAUGAAGAUGAUUUCCUUUACAUUGCUGGAAGGAUAAAAGAGUUGAUAAUAACUGCUGGUGGAGAGAAUGUCCCUCCACUUCCUAUAGAGGAUGCUGUGAAAAAGGAGCUGCCUAUAAUCAGUAAUGCCAUGCUAAUUGGGGACAAGAGGAAGUUUCUCUCAAUGUUGCUCACACUUAAGUGCGUCACCAGUGCUGAAACCAUGGAGCCCACCGAUGACCUUAGCUAUGACACUGUGGAAUACUUUCAGCAACGUGGCAUCCAGGCAACAAAGGUUUCCGAUGUAAUUGGACGGAAAGAUCAAGUAGUGAACCAGGUCAUUCAGGAGGGCAUUGACCGGGUCAAUGCGAAGGCCAGCUCCAAUGCCCAGCAUAUUCAGAAAUGGACAAUUAUAGGGAAAGACUUCUCAGUCUGUGGAGGAGAGCUAGGCCCAACAAUGAAACUGCGACGACCGUUUGUCCUGAAGAUGUACCACAACGAAAUAGAAAAUUUCUACAGAGAAUGA
This is a messenger RNA of Ictalurus furcatus (blue catfish), 2367 nucleotides long. RefSeq names its product acyl-CoA synthetase bubblegum family member 1 (gene acsbg1). Gene Ontology annotation, molecular function: long-chain fatty acid-CoA ligase activity. The transcript has 13 exons. The record is from RefSeq and is a predicted model, not a curated record. Bases 256 to 2367 code for a protein of 703 amino acids. Lineage: Eukaryota; Metazoa; Chordata; Actinopteri; Siluriformes; Ictaluridae. Gene Ontology annotation, cellular component: endoplasmic reticulum; membrane.